Exophiala bonariae is the source of this 213-nucleotide messenger RNA. RefSeq lists its product as uncharacterized. The coding region runs from base 1 to 213 and encodes 70 amino acids. The record is from RefSeq and is a predicted model, not a curated record. NCBI's taxonomy places the organism in Eukaryota, Fungi, Ascomycota, Eurotiomycetes, Chaetothyriales, Herpotrichiellaceae. The transcript has 2 exons.
AUGUCUGCACCCAACGCCGGUCGCCAGUCCCCAGAGCCUGAGAACCAGAGUGGUUCCCAGCAGCAAGCUCAUCCCGCUCAACCAGGUAGUGGAAAGAUCGACAAUUCAAAGGGAAAGAAUGAGGGCAAAGAAGACCAGACCUCCGGUCUAUCGGACAACCCGACCCAUCCCCUCGCUGCGCAUGCCGAGGAGACCACGUCGAAGAAGGUCUAG